Brassica napus (rape) is the source of this 3141-nucleotide messenger RNA. RefSeq names its product agamous-like MADS-box protein AGL97. Bases 1863 to 2897 code for a protein of 344 amino acids. The transcript has a single exon. Gene Ontology annotation, molecular function: DNA-binding transcription factor activity, RNA polymerase II-specific; RNA polymerase II cis-regulatory region sequence-specific DNA binding; protein dimerization activity. Gene Ontology annotation, biological process: regulation of transcription by RNA polymerase II. The record is from RefSeq and is a predicted model, not a curated record. NCBI's taxonomy places the organism in Eukaryota, Viridiplantae, Streptophyta, Magnoliopsida, Brassicales, Brassicaceae.
CUGAGAACCUCGGAUCAACCAUCGAGGAACAUCAACCGUGUCAUUUCCGGUCAACUACGAUCGGGGGUGUCACACAAGGUCCAUUUUAGAAUGUCAAAAAAGAUAUGAUUGGGAGGAGUGGAAGAAGGACAUUCAAAUUGAAUUACUCUCCUUGAAUAAAAGAAAAGUCUUUGGACCUAUAGUCAUACCGCCUGAUAAUAUAAAUCGUGUUGGGUUUAAGUGGGUAUUCGUGAGAAAAGUAAAUGAGAAAAAUGAAGUAACACGAUAUAAAGGGCGAUUAGUUGCCCAAGGUUUUUCUUAGAGACCAAGAAUUGAUUUUGAGAAAACAUAUUCCCCUGUAAUGGAUGCAAUUACGUUUAGAUUUUUGAUGAGCCUAACGGCGUCUAAAAAUCUUGAAAUGCAUCUCAUGGACGUUGUGACUGCAUAUUUGUAUGGAUCGCUGGAUAACGAUAUAUACAUGAAACUCCCUGAGGAAUUGAAAAUGCCAGGGGCAUUGAAAGAAAAAUCCAGAGAGAUUUGUUCUGUCAAGUUACAGCGAUCACUUUAUGGACUAAAGCAAUCCGGACGCAUGUGGUACAAUCGCUUAAGUGAAUAUCUUUUGAGUAAAGGAUAUGUGAAUAAUGUGAUAUGUCCAUGCGUAUAAAUAAAUCGUCAUCUGGUUUUGUGAUCAUUGAUGUAUAUGUAGAUGACCUGAACAUAAUUGGAACUCAAAAGGAGGUUGAUGAUGUUCGAACUCAUAUGAAAGAGGAGUUCGAAAUGUAAGAUCUCGGCAAGACAAAAUUUUGUUUUGUGCUCCAGAUUGAACAUCUCCGAGAAAGAAUAUUUGUGCAUCAAUCAAACUACACGAAAAGGUUAUUGAAACGCUUUCGUAUGGACAAAGCGACUCCUUUGAGUACUCCAAUGAUUGGUAGAUCUUUCAAUGUUGAGAGUGAUCCUUUUAGGCCCUGCGAAGAUAGCGAGAAGAUAUUAGGUCCAGAAGUACCUUAUAUGAGUGCUAUCGGUGGGCUGUUAUAUCUUGCAAACUGUACCAGACCAGAUAUAGCUUUUGCUACUAAUCUACUGGUGAGAUAUAGUUCUGCUCCUACUCGCAGGCAUUGAGACGGAAUAAAGCACUUAUUUUGUUACCUCCAAGGUACAGUUGAUUUAGGGAUAUUUUAGAAAACCCGAUUUUGGUAUGGUUGAUUUUGCAGAUGCAGGAUACUUAUCAGAUCCUCAUAAGGCUCGAUCGCAAACUGGCAAUAUUUUUAUAAUUGGUGGAACCGCGAUCUCUUGGUGGUCCCAGAAACAAACUCUGGUUGCGACAUCUUCAAAUUAUGCAGAAACUAUUGCGCUUCACGAAGCAUGUCGAGAAUGAGUGUGGCUUCGGUCAAUGAAUCACCACAUACAAGAAUCAAGCGGAAUAGUCAACGAAAAACCGCCGACGAAAAUAUUUGAAGACAAUUCGGCUUGUGUUGCUUAACUUAAAGAAGGCUAUAUCAAGAGCGAUAGAACAAAGCCAUCCUUCCAAGAUAUCUCGUACAUAAGAGAGCUCGAAAAAAAUAAAGAAGUGGACAUCGAGUAUGUACGGUCAUGUGAAAAUCCGGCUGACUUGUUCACCAAAGCUCUUCCAACUACAACAUUCCGAAAACAUGUCUACGGUAUCGGAAUGCGGCAUUUGCGUGACCUCUGACAAGAAAUCUAUGUCUACUAUUUUCAGGGAGAGAUUACGACAGUGUACUCUUUUUCCCUUGUCAUGGUUUUUGUCCCAAUGGGUUUUUCCAUGACUAGGUUUUUAACGAGGCACUACGUAAUACAAAAUGGAUAAUCAAGGGGGAGUGUUAAAGAUAAAUAUAGAUAUGAUUAUCCAUUAGGUUUUGUUUUAUAUGGACACUAAAUAUCUGUCCAUUUUAUAUUAUAGUUCUAAAAAGAGGAAGGCAACGAUGGAGAGGAUCACGAAACGCGAAUCUGCGGCAACGACUUUCACGAAACGAAGCUACGGUCUCCAUAGCAAAGUCUCGCAGCUCUGUCUUCUCACCGACGCACAGAUCGCCGUGUUGGCAACACCUCCUUCUUCCAACUCCAACGUCAGCUUCUUCUCCUUCGGCCACUCUUCGGUUGACUCCAUCGUUACCGCUUUUCUCACGGGAGAGAGACCUGCUGUCCGAGAAGAAAUAGAUGAUCACGAGGACCUUGGGAUUUGUCUCGCUAGAAAAGAACUAGGGUUGCCUCAGUGGUUGGAGGACGAUGCUCUUCUCAAAUCUAAGAGCCCCCAAGAACUGUCCCAUGCCAUCAACUCCAUGUCUACGUUGUUGUCAAAAAUCAAUGAGUUGCGUGCUGAAGACGCAAAGGCAGAGCCUCCUCUGAAGAAACAGAAGAAGAAGAACGAGGAGACAAUGAAGAAAACAGAACCCACGGUGGAACAAACCCUACUUCUCCCGUCCGAUUCCAGUGACAAAACCCUAGAUUACAACAACAACAACAAUGACUCGUUGGAGGAGAUUGAUUUUGAUCAACUAAUUGAUCUGGAUUUAGAUUUAGAUUUUGAUUUCGAGUCUAUGAAUUCUUCUGACAACAACGACGAGACCAUGAAGAUGACAGAGCCCUUGGAUCAACCGCUCCUUCUCCCAUACGAUAUUUGUGCCAGUCCAGACAACAACAACACCUAUUCAACUGGAGAGAUGAGCUUAGAUUACGGGAUUGAUACCAGUUCAGUCUUCCUUGAUGAUUCUCUUUUGGAGUCUGCAAUGAACUGCGUACCUUCUGUUGAUGGCUUUGUGGAGACUAUUUCUUCUCAAGAGCAGCUUCAGGAGGAGACUACUAUUGCAUUGAACUCGGUGCCUUGUGAUGAUGGUGUCUCUGCUUUGAAUGAAGAUGACAUCAAUUUCUCUGAUUAUCUCACUCAGUUUCUGCAGUCUUGAAGAUAACAACAGACAGUAUGGUGUUUAUUAGUUAACUUCUUUGUAACUUGUUUGUCUUAGUUACUUUUUAAUGUGUUUCACACUGAUGUAUGUAACAAAUGAAGGGUCUUGUUUGAUCUCUCAUCAAUUUUCCAUAUCGCUAGGGAAUUGAUCAGACUCAAACAGCUCACCUUCAGUUUUUGAUUACUUGUAAGACUUUGUGUUCUGUGUUAUAUUUUUUUGCAAUGCCACAAAUAUUUUCUAA